This is a messenger RNA of Anguilla anguilla (European eel), 4382 nucleotides long. RefSeq names its product rho-related GTP-binding protein RhoA-B-like. Lineage: Eukaryota; Metazoa; Chordata; Actinopteri; Anguilliformes; Anguillidae. Gene Ontology annotation, cellular component: dendritic spine; cleavage furrow. The transcript is spliced from 6 exons. Gene Ontology annotation, biological process: small GTPase-mediated signal transduction; stress fiber assembly; cell migration. The coding region runs from base 152 to 754 and encodes 200 amino acids. The record is from RefSeq and is a predicted model, not a curated record. Gene Ontology annotation, molecular function: GTPase activity; GTP binding.
CUACUGUCCCCCAUUAUCCCCCGCACAUGGGCGCGCCUCCUACCCCUAUUACCGCCCCGAUGCGCGCACACAGAGACGGCUGAAUGCUAGCCAAAGGAAGCGAAUCAGAGGGAAAUCACCGCCGCUGGAAAACGGUAAAGAAGCAUCUGGUAUGGCAGCCAUCAGGAAAAAGCUGGUGAUUGUGGGCGAUGGUGCAUGUGGGAAAACAUGCCUUCUGAUCGUGUUCAGUAAGGACCAGUUUCCUGAGGUCUACGUCCCCACUGUCUUUGAGAACUACGUCGCUGAUAUCGAGGUGGAUGGCAAACAGGCACGCAAGUGGAUUUUACAGGUGGAGCUGGCUCUGUGGGACACGGCAGGUCAGGAGGACUAUGACCGGCUUCGUCCUCUCUCCUACCCUGACACCGAUGUCAUCCUCAUGUGCUUCUCCAUCGACAGCCCAGACAGUUUGGAGAACAUUCCAGAGAAGUGGACCCCUGAGGUGAAGCACUUCUGUCCCAAUGUUCCCAUAAUCCUUGUGGGCAACAAGAAGGAUCUCCGCAACGAUGAACACACACGCCGGGAACUGGCGAAAAUGAAACAGGAGCCAGUGAAGCAGGAGGAAGGGCGGGAUAUGGCCAAUCGUAUCGCAGCUUUCGGCUACAUGGAGUGUUCAGCAAAAACAAAGGAUGGAGUGAGGGAGGUGUUUGAAAUGGCCACUAGGGCAGCGCUGCAGGCACGCAGAGGGAAGAAGAGCAACAAAUGCCUCCUGCUGUAGAGUGUAUAGGAGAGGGUGCACCCCCUACAGACAUGCACAUUAUAUGCACAUUAUACAAGUGCAGUAUGUGCAUUGUGUUUUUAAUUUAUAUAAACACAAUGCACAUACACCCCUACAGACACACACUAUACACAUUCAAUGAACAUACUCUCACACAUGCCCUACAGUAACACACAUUAUACAUAUAUACAUACAUCCCUAAAGGUACACACAUUUUAUACACACAGUGGGCCUCAUUUAUCAAACGUCAGCUGAACAAAUUUAAUUUUGAAUCAUUCGGAAAUACAUUUACGCAAACAGUUUUUGUAUGUCAGUUUGUUCAUCUGAACGGAUUUCACAAGUGCUCUAAACUGUUUGCAUUGUGUGCGUAAAUGAAAAGGCAUGGUUGUAAAGCCUGCUUUGCAUGUUUGUGCUUUUGUUCUUUCAUUUAUCUUUUAUUUUAGUUAAAAAAGAGUAUCUGAAUUAUUUGAAUAAAUUAUAGUUUGACUAUAUAUUGACACAUUAUAAUUGUCCAAAUUAUAUUAAAAUCACAAUUGGAUUCAAUGUUAGAACGGGUCAUGCUGCAUUUGCGUAAUCCUGAUUAACCUAUUUAAUGCUUAAUUGCAAUAGAAUAUUAACACGUAAAACACAUAAACAAAGUUUGCUAUAAACAGGGUGCAGGAGUCAUAGCUUAGGCCUUCAUUGCUGAGGCUGAAUUCGCUUUUUAGAAAUUAAGACUUUCUUCUUGGCCUCCAAGUUCAUGUUUAACCAUUUUCGUUUUACCUGUUGCAUAGUACACAGAACCUGAGACACAGAGUUUACAGCAACAGCUAGGCCUAUAUCUUGCUUUAGUCUUCCCUGGCCCUGACCACUGCUUACACUAUUGAAUAAAAUAUGUUUGGCUUGUACUAUAAUUAACAGCACCUGAAUCACCACUUCAGAGAAGUUUUUUUUUCUUUUCUCGUCCAUCUCUUUGCCUGCAAUGUAAUUCCAAGUUUUUUAUAUGGCAUUUUAGAGGCGUCAGUUUAUGCUAAUCACAAAUUCUGGGAAUGCGCUUUUCAUUUAAGAUUCAUAGGUAUUUAUCAACGCACGUGGAUACAAAAAAAAGCUGCGUCUAUGCGUGUUUUGUACAUCCAGUGGAUUACUUUGUUUCAAAUUAAGUGUGAAUUUAAACAGUUUUACGAAUAUAUUGAUAAACGAGGCCCAGUGCACAUGCAUGCACGCACGCACGCACACACAUGAACAUUACAUAAAGACCAUACACAACUUGCACUCACCCCAUACACACAUGCACAUUAUAUGCACAAUGUACACCCACACCCAUUCGUACAGAUCUGCAUAUUAUAUACACUCACUGCUCAUGCACACACAACCAUACAAGACUUGCACAUGCACAUUGUGUACACACAAUGGGCAGUCAUGCACGCGCACACACCCUUACAGGUCCACACACAUACACAAAAACAAACACACCUGUAUUGAUGCACAUACACACCUGCAUGCACACUCAAUAGUGCUCCGACCUCCCUUCAGCUCAGGGAGAUUAAUCACAGCCAGUCUUCAUUCAUUUGUUUUUUUAACCUGUUUUUAUGAAGCUUGUGGGCGUGUCAGUAUUUAAAGGGCAGAGAAGUGGAGGCAGCUUUAAACAAAAAAAAAAAAGUAUGAACCUCAACUUGCCUCGUGGCGUUUUGUCAUGUGACUUGUGAGGUCUUUGAUCAAGGCUGGUCCAGAGCCCAGGGUCCUCUUUCACAUGCGUGUCUGUGGAAAUUUUGGGACAAACCCAGGAUUUUCGGUUUCACAAAGCGAGUUCAGUGUCUUAAGCCCAAACCUGCAAAACCUCAAGUUUAAGCUAAUUAGCUGAAUAACAUGAACAUAGCCUCUAUAAGCCACACGGUGAAAUCACAGACACUUCAACAGCAGAAAUGAAUGCACCGUUUGUAAGAGGUUCUUGUCGAUAAACGAGCUAACAAAAGAAGCGCAUUUAGGGACUUCUAAGGCACUAAAAGCAUGUUCCUUUCUUGCUGUUUUUUUGCUGUUGGUACGUGUGUGUGAUUGAACCAUGUUUAACCAGGCAUAUAAGCUAUUUUCAUGUUAUUCACCUAACUGAAGCUUAUGGUUUCACGGGUUUAGGCUUAAGGCCCUGUUGCAGCAAUAGCAACUCUGGCUAAAUUGUGAACUCGCUUUGUUGAACCAAAAAUCCUGGGUUUAUCCUAGAAUGUCUGCAAACUUAAUUUGGUUAACUGAGUUGGCCAUGUUCGUGAAACCGUGCCCAGAUCUGCUACUUAAGUAUUUGGCCCCGCCUCCAGCCUGUUUACUGAUUCCCCUUUCACACCAACGCAACUACCCAAGUAAAACCCGUGUUUGCCUUUGGUGUGAAACGGUCAACCUGUGUUAUCUAACCCAGGUCACCCUGCUCAUGACCUGGGAUUUACGUGGGUUUGACACUGCUCAGCUUCGGUAUGAAAGGGGGUGGGGGACACAGGUUACUCAAUGUAGCAUGAUUAGCUGACCAACCCUUGAUCUUGUAAUGUGUUUUACUGGCCAAAAUGUCCUGAAUCAGUGCUCCAAGUCUUACAACUGCCCUCAUGCACAAACAGUGUCCCAAAACUUUUAUACACAGGCCAUGAUGGAAACCAUACUCAUGUAAAUGUGUAUUAGAAACAAACUUCUGUGGAAUUAUUGCCAUUUUCACUAGCUAGCUUUACUGCUAGAUUCACGCAAGAAGAUGAUUGCUCAGUUGUCACAGGUAAAUAUGUAAUAGUGAAUAUUAAAAAAACAACAAAUAGGCUAUAUUACUUUAAAUGUUUUGUGACAGCUUUUACAAAGUAUUUGCAAGAAUUUGAGCACAUCACUGGGCUAUUGAUUCAGGAGUUAACAUCCUAAAUUAAGCCAGCGUAAUGGCAAACUUCAUUGUAUGCGGUAGCCGGCUGGCUACCAAGCUGUAUUAGCAGGAGAAAGCAGAAUGUGUGCAGAAGUAAACUUGCGGACCCAGGUCUUGUGGCAAAGACCUGGUACUCACCCGUGACCAUAGUAUGGUGUGACUGUGUGAGGGGUGUGAGUCAAACGCAAGUUAAACCUGUGUUCAAUAUCCUGUGUCAACCCUGGGUUUUGUGUGAGAAAGGGGUACUAAUUAGAGGGUUUCCUGCUUGUCCAGCAAUCUCUGUGCAAAAACACGUCUCUGCAAAUGUACAAUAAAGGGAUUAGAAUAAGAGAUUUACAAGCGUAGAUACUGUACACAAAUGGCUAUGUAUGGCUGUGUGUUGAGGCAUACGUGCAUAUACACAAUCAUAAGUACAAAUAUGAGUAUGUGUGUAAAAUAUGCAUAUAUACAUAUGUACACGUGAUUACAAAUAUGUAUUAAUGCAUUUGUGUGUGUGUGUAUAUAUAUAUGUCUAUAUGCAAACAUGCAACAAUGAAUGUGUAUGACAUGCAUAUAUACAUAUGCACACGCAUGGCUACAAAUGUAUAUGAGUAUAAUUGUAUACAUGUACACAACUCACUACAAAUAUGUGUGUGAAAGCAUGUGAGUUGUAUAAUACACAAAUGUGUAUAUAUGCACAUGUGCAUAUAUACAUGUGUACACAGACAUGACUGGAACCUGAAUUUGUAAAGACUUUGGAACUUUUGUGUAAUAAAUUGAUUUAUAUAA